UUGACUCUCCAUCGAACUAUUCUACCUGUCUCUCUAGCCCUCCGCCUCCGGCUUCGUAACGGCAAUGGAACUCCACCACCAGCGCAAAAAAGUCGUCCGUAUCUCAACGGGUAGCAAGCAAUUCGACUCGAUCCUGGGCGGCGGCUUCCAAAGCAUGAGCAUUAGCGAAGUCUUCGGCGAAUUCCGCUGCGGCAAAACCCAACUCUCCCACACAAUGUCCGUCAUAGCCCAACUCCCCCGUUCCCACGGUGGCGCCGACGGCAAAGUAGCCUACAUCGACACGGAGGGAACGUUCAGACCCGAACGCAUUGCGCAAAUCGCCGAACGUUUUGGGAUGGACCCGGACACUGCGCAGGAGAAUAUUGCUUAUGCGCGUGCGCUUAAUUCGGAGCAUCAGUUGGAGUUGCUGAAUACGUUGAGUCGGGAAUUUGCGGAGGGACAAUAUCGACUCCUUAUUAUUGAUAGUAUUAUGAACUGUUUUCGGGUGGAUUAUUGUGGACGCGGGGAGUUGGCGGAGAGACAGCAGAAGCUGGGUCAAUUUUUGAUGAAGUUGGCGCAUAUGGCGGAAGAGUUCAAUGUUUGCGUCUUGAUGACCAACCAAGUCCAGAGUGACCCUGGUGCGAGCGCGUUAUUUGCAGGUGCUGAUGGCCGGAAGCCGGUUGGUGGACAUGUCCUUGCUCAUGCUUCGACGACUCGGGUGCUCCUGCGCAAGGGCCGCGGUGAUGAGCGAGUGGCAAAGAUCCAGGAUUCCCCUGAUUGUCCUGAGCGUGAGGCGACUUACGUGAUCACCAACGGCGGCAUCAGUGAUCCGGACAAGGUGUGA
Messenger RNA from Penicillium brasilianum, 823 nucleotides. The record is from the annotation of a GenBank genome assembly. Lineage: Eukaryota; Fungi; Ascomycota; Eurotiomycetes; Eurotiales; Aspergillaceae.